AUGGCGGGCUAUGUGCAGGCAAAUCUGAUCUGGAUCACUUACGCGGUCGCUAUAGCUCUGGCUGUAGUGGCCGCAAUGAUCACGACAUUUACCUACCAGACCCCCAGGGAUCGAUCCGCAGUCGUCAGCAUCGUGUCCAUCGUCAGCUUGACUGCGCUCCUGGCCACAGUCUUCCUUCUUCCUGUCGACAUAGCCCUUGUCUCGUCGACCACCUCGGCCACCCUCGGCGCCAAGAAGGACUGGGCGACACCUGAGCGCGUCAACAACAUCCUGCUCACUCUCAAGAUUGUCUACUAUUCACUCUACAGCUUCGACGCGAUCCUGUGCCUCCUUGUCAUCCCCUUUACAUACUUCUGGUACGAGGAAUACGACGAGGUCGAGGAGGAGGAGGGCACUAGGAGCACCAGCAGCCGACUCUGGAGCGCAACCAAAUACACCAUCAUCUUCCUGGUGCUGGUCAUCAUCCUGUUCCUCGUCGGCUUCUUUGUGCCCCGCGCCAGUGGCGAUAAAGGCAGACAUCUGGACCUCGACUACUUCAAGAAGCUUCUUUCGGAGAACAACGGCGAGAAGGCACUGACGUUUGCGGUGGGGCUCCUCGUCACCCUGGGCACCCUUCUCUACGUCUUGUAUACCGGCGCCGGCCUUGCGCUGCUUCCCGUGUCUUUUAUCAAGUCUGCUCCUUCGAUCUCAGCACCGCAACUCUCAGAGACGACGGCUUCGGCGCUGGAGCAGAACCGCGAAAGGCAGCGCCAACUCGAGCUACGGAACAACGGCCGACCCGAUGGCAUGGCGCCCAAGGACCGGCGCGAGCUGGAGCAGCUCAGGCGCGAGGAGCGCACGCUUGUCAGGCGGGAGCGUCUGGCCGCCGAGGCCCGUGGCGAGGGACACAGCUGGGUCUUCAAGGCCUGGACCAAGAUAUGUGCCGUUCUGAGACCCAUCAAGCUCCUCGGCGGCAUUCUGCUCCUGCUGGUGGCCGUCCUGAUUUGGGUGUCCAUGCUCAUCACGGGCAUCGACAAGGCGGCCAACUCGAUUUGCAAGCAGCACUGCGGCUACAUCCUCGGCCACAUCAACGUCUUCCAGCCCAUCAACUGGAUCUUCGUCAAGGCCGCCAAGGCGUUCCCCGUCGACUACGUCCUCAUCGCCCUGCUCAUCCUGUUCUUCUUCAGCAGCUCCAUCUCGGGCAUCGCCGCCAUCGGCAUCCGCUUCCUGUGGGUGCGCAUCUUCCAGAUCCGCAAGGGGCGUACCGCACCCCAGGCGCUUCUGAUCGCCACCGUCAUGCUGGCCCUGAUCAUCCUUGCUAUCAACUACGCCAUCACCAUGCUGGUGGCCCCGCAGUACGCCAUCUACGGCACGCAGACCUUCUGCGUGAACCCCCCGCGGCACCCCGGCGAGCAGCCUGACUGCACGGGCCACCUAGACCUCGUGCGCCCGUGCUCCGAGGUGCUCGAGGAGGCGGCUGCCAAGGACGUGUGCACCCCCUCCGUCAUGUCGACCUUCCUCAACCGCGUCACGCUCAACUGGCCCGUCUUCGGCGCCGUCGACUUUUGGGCGCAGUUCGCCUUCCUCGGCGUGUUCCUCGUCGUCUUCCUGACGGCGCUCUUCCGCACGCCGAAACUGGACCUGAGCCAGAUCGAUGAGGAGGCCGAGGCGGACGAGGAGGAGAGCCUGCUCGGGGCGACGACCAGGCGCUUCGGAGCGACGUGGCAGGAUAUUCGGGGGAGAGGCGACCAACAGGAAUAA
Messenger RNA from Thyridium curvatum, 1740 nucleotides. RefSeq lists its product as uncharacterized. The record is from RefSeq and is a predicted model, not a curated record. NCBI's taxonomy places the organism in Eukaryota, Fungi, Ascomycota, Sordariomycetes, Thyridiales, Thyridiaceae. Bases 1 to 1740 code for a protein of 579 amino acids. Gene Ontology annotation, cellular component: vacuolar membrane. Gene Ontology annotation, biological process: protein localization to vacuole. The transcript has a single exon.